This is a messenger RNA of Phlebotomus papatasi, 1428 nucleotides long. Its product is annotated as putative nuclease HARBI1. NCBI's taxonomy places the organism in Eukaryota, Metazoa, Arthropoda, Insecta, Diptera, Psychodidae. The transcript is spliced from 3 exons. Bases 132 to 1367 code for a protein of 411 amino acids. The record is from RefSeq and is a predicted model, not a curated record.
UUGUUAUCUUGUAAUCUGUAAUCUGUUAAGGGCUGUUAAGGCCAUCAUCGUGAGUGGCAAAAGUUUGGUCACUUUGACGUUUCGUAAUCUUUUUAAGUUUUUUUGUUUACAUUUUGGUGUUUGUCGUCACAAUGAGUCGUAAGUACAAUAAACAGCGUUUUAUCAAUUUCUUGGAGCAGGAGGCAAUCUGCGAUCUCUUGGAUGUGAAUGAGGAAGAAGAAAGGACAGGACAAGUUCGAGAUGAUUUGAUGGAAGCCGUGAUUGACCGUCUUAUGGAGGGAUUAUUAAUCAUGAUUACUCAUCGAUAUUUGUACAGGACAAGAGUGCCGAAAUCCAGUGCCUGGUAUGAGAGAAUACUACCUCAGUAUGAUCCAUCAAGAUUUCUUCAAAUGUUGCGUGUGUCACGGGAAGAAUUUGACUUCAUCCUGAAUGAAAUCACUGAUGACCUAGUCUUCACUGUGAGAGCGCGCUUGCAAUUUCCUGUCGAGAAGCAAUUAGCAAUAGUGUUAUAUCGCUUAGGAGGCUACGGUGAUUCUGCAUCUCUUGCAAAAACUGCUGCUAUGUUGGGAACUGGAGAUGGUGGAACUCUGGACAAGGUCACUCAACGAGUGUUCUCGGCCAUUUUACGACUAAAACCUCAGUAUUUAUAUUGGCCAGAUGCAGAGGAGAGAAGGAUCCUCACACGAGAGACGGCAGAUGAGUUGAUUUUAUGUGUCGGGUACAUGGAUGGGACCGAGUUUAAACUCGCGGAAGCUCCCAUCCAUGAUCCCGACUCAUAUUAUUCACGGAAGAAAGUACACUCGAUCAAAGCCACUCUCGUGUGUGAUCACAGAUUCAGGGUGAGAUAUCUCGCGGUGGGAGUGCCAGGGAGUGUCCACGAUGCCAGAAUGUUUGUGAACAUUGAACUUGGACAACGCACGGAGGAAUUUCUUACCGGAGAUGAAUAUAUAGCUGCCGAUUCAGCCUACAAGUGCACGGAGAGAGUAAUCACUCCCUAUAGGCAAAACUCCAGGGCCAUGACUGCGCAAGAAAGACGACAAUUUAAUCGUAUAUUUUCAUCCUAUCGUGUACGAGUGGAGCAAGUUUUUGGAGAUGCUAAGGAAACAUUCCAAAGUCUCAAGGAAUUACGAUUCAGACUUGGAACAGAAGAAAAUUAUGCAUACUGUUGUAAUUGGGUGAUGGUCUGCUUCAUAGUCUACAAUAUGCUCCUCAAAUACAAAAUGGAUCGUGGCUACAGAAUCGUGUUUGAUGAUAUUGGCGAAAUCAAUGAUGAUCCUAUUGAAGAAGAGCUUCAGAUUCCAGCUGGCAAUGAUGCUGCAGAGAGGAAACGGCAGUACAUAUAUGAACACAUGUUGCAAAACAUUUGAUUAAUAGAUUACUUCAAAGUUUAUUUCACUCCUUAAAUGUAUCACAGAAUUCUUGAACAAA